AUAAUAAUCAAAGAUUGUCCAUGCGUUCAUGUUUGUUACAUGUGGACGGUUUUACUUCUGUAGUAAAGCAGUUUUUCAUCUAAUUGGGCCUAUACUUGUUAGGCAAAAGAGGGAUAAAAUGGGGAAACGAGGUAGAAAACACCAUGGCCCAAGAAGAUCUAGAAACUGGGGCCAGCAACGCCAAGGCUACCCAGACAUUGAGAAGAGCAAUGCAGCAUUUGAAAAGUAUUAUAAGGCCCAGGGCAUCGUUCCAGAAGCUGAAUGGGACAAGUUUAUUUCCACCUUACAGCAACCCCUACCUGCAACAUUUCGAAUCACAGGCUUUAGAAGUCAUGCUCAACAUCUGUUGCAGUUUCUCAAGAGUCAUUUCUUCACUGAUCUGAUGGGUGCUUCUAUUGAUGGAAUACCAAUUGAAAAGCCAAAACCAAUAUCUUGGUACCCAGAUGAGUUAGCUUGGCAGUUGAGUUUAACACGAACAUGCAUCCGUAAGGUGCCAGCCCUUGAGAACCUUCACAAAUUCUUGGUCGAUGAAACAGAAAGUGGUAAUAUUAGUCGUCAAGAGUUGGUCAGUAUGAUUCCACCAUUAUUGAUGGAUGUCAAACCUCACCACCGUGUUUUGGACAUGUGUGCAGCCCCUGGUUCAAAAACAGCCCAACUUAUUGAGAUGCUCCAUGCGGAACAGUCUGAAGGCUGGCCAGAGGGAUUUGUAAUUGCGAAUGACUCGGACAACAAGCGAUGCUACAUCAUGGUUCACCAGGCCAAGCGCCUCAACAGUCCUUGUUUUAUGAUCGUUAACCAUGACGCUUCUCUCCUACCUUCGUUGAUGCUUACGGACAAAUGUGGCAAAAGAAUCCCUAUAAGAUAUGAUCGGAUACUCUGUGAUGUGCCGUGUAGUGGCGAUGGAACAUUGCGCAAGAACUAUAUGAUUUGGAAGAAAUGGAACCUUGGCAGUGCUUUGAAUUUACACAGCUUACAGUACCGUAUAUUAUUGAGGGGAAUUGAAUUGUUGCAAGUUGGUGGUCGUCUCAUUUACUCAACGUGUUCAUUUAAUCCAAUUGAAAAUGAAGCAGUUGUAGCUGCAAUUCUUGAAAAGUCACAAGGUACUAUUGAGCUAGUGGACACAUCAACAAUGUUGCCAGGGUUACGGAGAAUGCCCGGGAUGAGUUCAUGGAAGGUUAUUGCAGAUGGUAAAGAAAUCCAGAACCUUGAUGAAGUGCCAGCCAAUGAAAGACGGUACCGUACAACGAUGUGGCCCCCAACCAAUGCUGAACAAUUUAACCUACAUAGAUGUAUAAGAAUGCUACCCCAUCAUGAGGAUUCUGGAGGAUUCUUCGUGGCUGUAUUGCAGAAGACAGAACACCUUCCAUGGUCCAAGGAAGGGAAGGCAAAAGAAAAUGCUAAGAAAGAAGCAACUAAUAAUCCACAAAAUGAAGAUGCAGAGAAACUACAUGAGCCUUCAUAUAUGGAAGAAGUGACAAAAGAUGUAAAGAUAACGGAUGAUGGAGGACAGCCUGGCGAUGUUUUAAAUAUAAAAACUGAUGAAGUACAUGAAGAAAAUAAUAAAGCUAGGAAGGAAGAAAAUGAUCAACAAGGGACAGUUGGCAAUGAACUAAUGGAGGCUGAGGAAGAACCAAAACCAAAGAAAAUGAAAUAUCAAAAUGUGUAUAAAGAAGAUCCAUUUGUGUUUUUUAAAGAUGAUGUUGAUGUUUGGCCUGCAAUAAAGUUGUAUUAUGGUGUCAAAGAUGAAUUCCCACUGAAUCAGAUGUUUACACGCUGCCAUGUUGGCAAGAAACGAAACCUUUAUAUGGUGAACAGUGCUGUAUGCGAGAUUGUGCAAGCCUGUGAAAAUAAACUGAAGGUUAUUAAUUGUGGAGUUAAAGUGUGGUCCAGGAGUGAUGCCAAAGGAGUAGAUUGUGACUUUAGACUAGCCCAAGAUGGAAUAUAUAGUGUAUUUCCGUACCUGACUUCCAGGAAAGUAGAGAUCACACGGAAUGAUGUGCAGGUUAUCUUGACGGAGGAGAAUCCAUUCUGUGCUAAGCUAUGUAAAGAAACAAAGAAGACUAUUGAGGCUUUAGCUCAGGGAAGCGUAAUUUUUAUAUAUGAUCCAAAGAAAUAUGAUCCACAUUCACAAGAUCUUUUACUGUAUAUCGUUGGAUGGCGUGGAAAGACAUCAGUUCGUUCAUUUGUUCCUAAAGGGGAUCGCUUCCAUAUAUUACGUCUCUGUGACAUGUUACCAGCAGAGAAGAUGUUUUCUAAUGACAACACAUCCGGACCAUCUCAAAAUGAGAGAACAGUUGAGGAAGAAGCAAAGGAUGCAGAAGCAGCUGUAAUAAGUGACAAUUGUGAAGAGGAUAUGACAAAUAUAGACAUCAAUUCUGGAACAGAUAAAAAUUCAGCAGAAGAUGCCACAAGUGGUAGCUCAAUUGAUGACCAAUGAAUUGCACUACAUUUUCUUGGCGUCUAUUACAUUAUUAGAAGCAAAUUAUUGCAAACUUAAAUAACAUACUGUUCAGCGACU
This is a messenger RNA of Anneissia japonica, 2518 nucleotides long. RefSeq names its product RNA cytosine-C(5)-methyltransferase NSUN2-like. NCBI's taxonomy places the organism in Eukaryota, Metazoa, Echinodermata, Crinoidea, Comatulida, Comatulidae. Gene Ontology annotation, biological process: tRNA methylation. Gene Ontology annotation, molecular function: tRNA (cytidine-N5)-methyltransferase activity; tRNA binding. The transcript is spliced from 19 exons. Bases 29 to 2437 code for a protein of 802 amino acids. Gene Ontology annotation, cellular component: nucleus; cytoplasm. The record is from RefSeq and is a predicted model, not a curated record.